AUGGCAAAGAAAAGGUCUGUAACCGAGACUCUAGACCAGAGGAUAUAUGAUCUUAUACAUGAUUUGCUUCAAUCGAAGACGAGUGAAUUAAGGAAAGCAGGAGGAAACAGCGAUGACCCGUUGGCUGAGAUUGUAUUGGCAAAAGAUUUAAAGAUCGCAGAUGUUUUGGCUUAUGUUCAGUUGAAAGACUUUCAGAUGAGAAGAAUGAAGAAUAAACAACUAGAGAAGAAUAUUGAGUCUGUAUUACGUGUUGUGAAAGAAGACGAGGCUAGGGAGCUUUCAGAGUUGGGCGCCGAGCCCAUACUGCUCGCAGAUAGUGAUUUUGAAGGAGUCGAUGAGAAGGAUCUUGUUGAGGUAAAAGAUGACAACUCGCUCAACAAGUCAGUAGUUUCUUUAUGGGACCUGGUGAAUACCGAAUCCAAGAAUGGUGUCACCACAGAAGAAAACGCUAAUGAGAAAGACGAAGAGAAAAAGUCAAAAAAGAAAGUUAAAGAAUCGACCAGGCUCCAAAGCAAAAAAUCCAAAGCAAAAAUAGAAUAUCAGACGCCAACCGUUACUUUGUCUUCCUUGGGUGGCUUAGAGCAUAUCACAACCCAGUUAAUGGAAAUUAUUGGAUUGCCAAUUUUACACCCAGAAAUUUAUAUCUCGACAGGCGUCGAGCCUCCUAGAGGUAUCCUUCUCUUUGGUCCUCCUGGAUGUGGGAAAACUACGAUAGCCAACGCUUUAGCAGGCGAGUUGCAGGUACCUUUUAUAAACAUAUCAGCACCGUCAAUCGUUUCUGGAAUGUCAGGCGAAUCGGAAAAGAAGCUUAGGGAAAUAUUUGAUGAGGCAAAGUCAUUGGCUCCUUGUAUUAUAUUUAUGGAUGAAAUAGACGCCAUCACUCCGAAAAGGGAUGGCGGCGCACAGAGAGAAAUGGAAAAAAGAAUUGUCGCACAGCUUUUGACAUUAAUGGAUGAGCUUACUCUUGAAAAGACUGGGGGUAAACCUGUUGCAGUUAUAGGAGCCACUAAUAGACCAGAUUCUCUUGAUUCAGCUUUAAGAAGGGCUGGUAGAUUUGACAGGGAAAUAUGCCUCAACGUACCUAAUGAAGAACAGCGUUGCUCUAUUUUGAAAACUAUGACUAGGAACUUAAAGCUUCAAGAUGAUGAUUCAUUCAACUACAAAGAGCUUGCUAAGUUGACUCCAGGAUAUGUUGGAGCUGACCUCAAAAGUUUGGUGACCGCCGCAGGAUUGGCUGCUAUCAAAAGGAUAUUCGAAAGCUUAAGUGAGUUAGAGCAGGAGCAAGAAGUAAUUGACAAAGGAGCUAAUAAACUUCAUUUCGAUUCAAUGGAUGUUGACAGUAACUCAAAUUUGGUUCCAAAUUCAAUAUCUAAUAUGAGGUUUGAAAAUAAAUCAGAUGGCGAGAAACUAUCCAUUAUACAAAAGUUCCUCAUUAAGCAUCCAGAUCCAUUGACUGAAAGUCAACUAGCACCAUUAUCGAUAAACUACUCUGACUUUAUUGCAGCCUUACCAUCCAUUCAACCAACGGCUAAAAGGGAGGGAUUUUCUACUGUCCCUGACGUUACGUGGAGGCAUGUUGGAGCAUUAAACAAAAUCAGAAUGGAAUUACACAUGUGCAUUGUUCAACCAAUUAAGAAACCUGAAUUAUACUCAAAGGUUGGAAUAACUGCCCCUGCUGGUGUAUUAAUGUGGGGACCACCAGGCUGUGGUAAGACAUUGUUGGCAAAAGCUGUUGCGAACGAAUCAAGAGCUAAUUUUAUCUCAAUCAAAGGACCAGAGUUACUAAAUAAAUAUGUUGGUGAAUCAGAGAGGGCGGUAAGACAGGUAUUUAAUAGAGCCAGAGCCUCUGUCCCUUGUAUCAUCUUUUUUGAUGAAUUAGAUGCCCUCGUUCCACGGAGAGACACGUCGCUUUCAGAAUCAAGUUCUCGUGUUGUCAACACAUUGCUUACAGAACUCGAUGGCUUGAAUGAUAGAAGUGGAGUAUUCGUUAUUGGUGCGACGAAUAGGCCUGAUAUGAUCGAUCCUGCAAUGAGAAGGCCCGGCAGAUUGGAUAAAACACUAUAUAUCGAGCUCCCUUCCAACGAGGAAAGAUUAGAGAUUUUAAAAACAUUAAUCCGUGCAAAUCAAACACCUUUAGAUGACCUGGUAGAUUUGCGUGCUAUAGCUUUUGAUGAAAGAUGUAGAAAUUACUCAGGUGCUGAUCUUUCAUCCUUACUUCGAGAAGCUGGUGUUAACGCUUUGAAGAAGAAGUUUUUCAGUAACCAAGGAAUCAAAGACUUAGAUGAAUCAGGUUUCUUUGAAGACGAUCUUUCUGGAGUAGAGGUAGUCGUUACGCAAAACGACUUUGAGAAGGCGUUAUUAAGCAUAUCUCCCAGCGUUACCGAUAAAGAUAGAACGAGGUACGAAAGGUUAAAUAAACGGAUAGGUUGGACUUCUGAAGCAAACGAAGAUGGUGUUCCUACAAGUUCAAAUUCUAAUACUGACAUUGCAUGA
Priceomyces carsonii is the source of this 2493-nucleotide messenger RNA. RefSeq names its product putative AAA family ATPase (gene RIX7). Gene Ontology annotation, biological process: ribosome biogenesis. Gene Ontology annotation, cellular component: nucleus. The record is from RefSeq and is a predicted model, not a curated record. NCBI's taxonomy places the organism in Eukaryota, Fungi, Ascomycota, Pichiomycetes, Serinales, Debaryomycetaceae. Gene Ontology annotation, molecular function: ATP binding; preribosome binding; RNA binding. The transcript has a single exon. The coding region runs from base 1 to 2493 and encodes 830 amino acids.